This is a messenger RNA of Ilyonectria robusta, 1728 nucleotides long. RefSeq lists its product as uncharacterized. The record is from RefSeq and is a predicted model, not a curated record. The transcript has a single exon. NCBI's taxonomy places the organism in Eukaryota, Fungi, Ascomycota, Sordariomycetes, Hypocreales, Nectriaceae. Bases 1 to 1728 code for a protein of 575 amino acids.
AUGUCGUCCCUCACUACCCUCCUGCCUUCGGGCAAGAGACCCAACACGGAAGAUGACGCCACGACCAUCCCCCCUUCAGUCAAGAGACUCAAGACGGGAGAUGACACCGCGCGCCCUGGUCCGAGCUUUGACGCAGACAUGAGCGAUGAGGACAUGAGUGAUGAGGAGGACAAUGACGAGGAGGAUAGUGACGAGGAUGAAAGCGAAUGGGGCUCGGAUUCACAAGGGAGCUUCAGUUCGGACUCGAUGGACGAAGCUGGAAGCCCGGGGCCGGCCACUGCACAAGGAACGAUGCCGAUCUUGCCUUUCGAUGAGGCGCAUAUUGGCUCCGACGAGUGUUCGGACGGAAGUGUGAGUGAGUAUCUAGAAGAGGAAGAGCAGGAGCUGGACAAGGAGGCUGCGGACUACUUGGACACGUACGAAUGGGAACGUCGACAUUUGAGAACAGACUUGCUCAGGGAGCUAGACCGUGACGCCACCGCGUCUGUCCGGGGCCUAGAGAAGAUGGGCAAGUUGAACUUGGCUGGAGCUAAUGGAAAGACGACUGAAGAGGAAGAGAUUUCCGGCGCCUAUUAUGAGAGCGAUUCAGAGAGCGAUUCCGAGAGCGAUUCCAAGGACUGGUCGAAGCCCAACGCGGUCGGGUGGGAGUCGGCCGCGGAUGGCUCGCGACUUCUGCCAGAGGCAAUCGUGCUCAUGCUUGACUUCUUCAAGGACCGCCAGGACGUGAGCCGCGCCGAGUGCGAGGAGUACUGUCUCAAAGCAUACCUGAAGGAGGCAUAUCCGGAGGCCCAGGAGCGGCCGCUCAACGUACACCCGUAUCCCUCCGAGUUCCAGUUCCGCAACAGCUACAUGGUCGAGAUGAUCGACACCACCAUCGCCAACCCCGCCCUGAUGACCCAGUUCUACAUCACUCCCGACACGCUGGAUGAGGCCCAGCUCGCCAGGGCGAAAGAGGCAUACGGCAGCUUCGUCCCGGAGUACACCUACGUUGGCAACAUGGGUCUGGCGCCCAACCACCCAGAGCUGUUUGUGUGGCGGAUCGUGUCCCCGGCUGGGCGCCCAUUCGCGGCCAGCGGGCACCGGCUCGGUAUGCGAGUCAACCAGGACAAGUACGUCGGCAUCCUGAAGCACUUUGUCGACUUUGUAUGUGAGCCGCUGCGGCUGGCAGGCGGUGGUGACGGCCUCGGCAAUGGGCAAGACUGGCCCAUGGUGUUGCACAACCCUCGCCUCGACGAGUACAACAUCAUGGUCCGGCCCGACUGGUCCGGCAUCGCCUGCGUGCUGCUCUGGGCGGCGCCGCCCGUCAUGACGCUCCCCUUCGGCGCCUCCCUCACCGGCCUCCUGUGUCUGCAGGGGCUCCCAGACCCAUACGAGCCCCGACACGCAGCAGACGGCAGUCCUCCCCCGUUCGAGGGCUACAGCCGUGAGGUGUGCCAGUUGCAGAGCCUCUGCAUGUACUACCUGCGGAAGAAGCAUUCGGCCCUCGCGAAUGACGCCCAGCCGUGGCACCGCCUGUUCGCGGCCAUGGCGCAGGGCGUCGCGGCGGCGGCCGGCUUGGAGGAGUGCCGAAAGAAGUGCUACGGGAUGGAGCUCGACAAGUUUGUUUGGGAUUGGUGCCGCUUUGAAAUGGACUUUGGUGUCUCUGAUAUCAUGGCCGUCACCUGUGCAGAAAGCGAACGUGGAGGAGGCGAUGGCGACGUGGACAUGAUGGAUAUGGACAUGGACUGA